This is a messenger RNA of Globicephala melas (long-finned pilot whale), 2628 nucleotides long. It is a transcript of the gene AIF1L, whose product is annotated as allograft inflammatory factor 1 like. Gene Ontology annotation, biological process: ruffle assembly; actin filament bundle assembly. Gene Ontology annotation, cellular component: ruffle membrane; actin filament. NCBI's taxonomy places the organism in Eukaryota, Metazoa, Chordata, Mammalia, Artiodactyla, Delphinidae. Gene Ontology annotation, molecular function: calcium ion binding; actin filament binding. The record is from RefSeq and is a predicted model, not a curated record.
CAUCCCUCCGCCCCUCGGUCCCACCGCCACACGCCGCGCGAGCUCGGACCAGGCGCCCGCCCCUCCUCCUCGUCCUCGCCGCGGUCGCGAAGCCCCGAGCCGGCGGAAGCCCGGUGCUCACCAUGUCGGUCGCGCUCAGCAACAGGUUCCAAGGAGGGAAAGCGUUCGGUUUGCUCAAAGCCCGGCAGGAGAGGAGGCUGGCCGAGAUCAACCGGGAGUUCCUCUGUGACCAGAAGUACAGUGAUGAAGAGAACCUGCCGGAAAAACUUGCAGCCUUUAAAGAGAAGUACAUGGAGUUUGACCUGAACAAUGAGGGCGAGAUUGACCUGAUGUCUUUAAAGAGGAUGAUGGAGAAGCUUGGGGUCCCUAAGACCCACCUGGAGAUGAAGAAGAUGAUCUCGGAGGUGACGGGCGGGUUCAGCGACACCAUCUCCUACCGAGACUUUGUCAACGUGAUGCUGGGGAAACGGUCGGCGGUCCUCAAGCUAGUCAUGAUGUUUGAAGGAAAAGCCAACGAGAGCAGCCCCAAGCCAGUUGGCCCCCCUCCAGAGAGAGACAUUGCCAGCCUGCCCUGAGGACCCCCGCCUGGACCUGCCCCGCCCUCCCCACUCCUCUGCCUCCCUCCUGAUCUCACUGCCCUUCUCGACUCAUUGCGAUGUGUCUUAUUUGUUCUGUUUGGUCGUUGUGCGUUUGUUUUUUCGUCAGCAGGGUCAGUGAUCUCUUUGUAUAGCACAGGUUAUCUGCCUUAAAGGGGCUCUGGGUUGGGGAGUCCAGAUCGCCUCCUUCUCUUUUUCCCUGCAUCUCCCCUCCCUGUGCAGAAGGGCUGACAUUAAACCAAAAACCAGAGGGUGCAGGGCCAGGACAGGGAGACCGGAAACCUGUGAUUCCCGCACUUGAAGCUGGUACUGUUUGUCCUUCCAGGUCACUGAGCUAAGUCCUGAUACCCUGGCCUGGCCCUGGUGAGGCCCUCUGCCCCUUUCAGAAGACCCUGGAGUCGGGAUAAGGCUGCAGGGCCUCGUUAGGGUAUCCUCGGACAGCUCUGUGGUUCCAGUGCUCUUGGGUGGGCCAGGAUGUGGCCACACAAUGUCCCACCUCCUCAGCUGGUCCCCUCUCAGUCCACACUUCGUCUUAUCCUUAGUGAGGUGACAGAAGGAGAGAAGGAGAGGGACUUGGCAAUUUGAGCCCUUCAGGAAGGUUCCAGAGGAAUCCUCUAGCCUUGCCCCCUGGCCACACAUGUACAGGCAGCUCAGAGGAAGGGUGCAGCUCCCCCUGACCCUUGCUGGGGCUUCAGAGGCAGAGGGGGUCCAGGGGCCUUGGGGGAGGGGAUUCAGCUCAGUCUAGUCCCACCUUUUAGGGAGGAUGUUGAGGGCUACAGGAUAGGAGGAUGAGGACUUAAAUGCUCAUGGCAAAGAGAGGCAGCACCACUGUUAAGCCAGGAGCUGAGAAAUAGGUUGCCUUUCUGAUCCCAAUCUGCUUGAAACCUGACUCUGCUUCCCCAUUUGCCUUCACACCUUCCUUACACCAUUCAUUCAUUCAUUCAUUCACUCACUCCGUCAUUCAACAGGUAUUUAUUGACAACCUAUUAUAAGCUUUAAGUCCCCCCACUUUGUCCUGACAUGUGCCAUGUCCAGUGUCUCUCUAAUUCAUCAUUCUGUUUCCAAAUCACUCAAAACCUUGAGCUUGGGGAUUAGAUUGUCACCUGUGUUUUUUAUUAUGGACUAGGGUUUUAGAGCCCUGACUCACCCUGUAGGUUAGCUGGGCCAGGCCUCUCAGUUCACAGGUGAGGAAACUGUGGUGACCCACAGGGAUUAAGUGCCUUGCCCUAGGGCGGGGGUCAACCUGGAGAUGGAAGAUCCGGACCGGGGCCCAGGUGUUCAGAUGCCCUGCCCAUGCCUCAGUCAGUGAUGAAAACAAGGGAAGGGGCGGAGAGGGGCAGUCUCCUAGGUCAACCCUUGGGCGAGGCCCUGGGCCAGGAUUCACCCUUCCCAGUGCCUCCGAGGCAGCAUCAGCAGGGACCCCAGCCUUGACCCCACCUGUAUUCUGGAGUCCCUUCCCCUGCCCACUCAGGACUUAGAUGCACUCAUCCAUUGAACGUGUUUAUUAACCACCUGUUAUGGGCCAAGAGCUAAGAACCCAGUAGUGAAAUGGACAGACUCAUGGAAUUUAGAGUCUAGUGGGGAAGUCUGACCCAGGUGAUGAAAGUUAGGAAAGAGGAGGAUAUGAGGUGACUGCAGGGCAAUCCUGGGGGGCCUAACUGGGCCCAACACUGGGCAAGGGUCUUGGAGAAGCCUUCACAAACCUGAAGAGGAGAGCUGUGGGGGGGGGGGGCGCUGGAGCCCUUGGGAGCUCACUGUGACUCCUCUGACCUGUAAUCAAGGCCAAGGAGCUGACUUUACAGCAGCUGCAGGGAGUGGAGCAGGUAGGGGAUGGGGAAACAGCCAGGUGGGGUUAAUCCACUGGUCUCGGCCAGUUCAGGAACGAGAUUAUUCGGCCACGACUGGCUGAUCUUCGGCCUAAGAAGGUACUUCAAAUGCAUAAGCCUAGUUGAAGUUUAAACCCCAGCAGAACAUUCCACCCUGUACAUGUAAAAUCUCACCUCCACUCCCUCCCCUGCCUUUUUUUUUUUUU